CAGGUCCCAUAGCCUGUAUUAGAAUGUCAGUGUUCUAUCACAUUGCCAUACCCCCGUCACUUCCGGUGUAGGGAAAUGUGAUAGAACAGCGCUCUAUGGCCGUGUCCCUGCAGGUGUCCCCCGGCCGCUGUGUGUACGAUGAGCCGCUGGCGGUCCGGGCUGAGGGCCUGGAGCCGGGGCAGGCGGUCACCCUGCACACCCAGCUCACCGAUGAGGGCGGCGAGACGUUCAGCUCCCGGGGCCGGUACCGGGCGGGCAGCCGCGGGGAGCUGGAUCUCACACAGUCCCCGGCCCUGGAGGGGGGCAGCUACACCGGCCUGGAGCCCGAGGGGCCCCUGUGGGCGCUGGAGCCCCGCACUCCACACAGGAGGUUCCUGAGGAAGGACGUGCAGAGCCCGCAGCGGGUGGACUUCAGCCUCUACCGGGACCACGAGCCCCUGGGCAAGCUGCUGGCCACCGCCACCCAGGACAGGACCUUCAUGGGGGAAGGAGUGAGCAGGCACCCCGUGAGGGAGGGCAGGGUGAGGGGCAGCCUCUUCUUACCACCAGGUGAGUGGGGGGAUUGUGGGAGUUGUAGUCCUGCACACCCUGGAGAACACUGACACCUCUCAGAUCCUUCUGAAACUACCAUUCUCACAAUCCUCACCCAGCCUCAUGCACCCCAGAAGGACAGUUUAAUUUCUGUUUGAGGCAUUUUUAGGUAACUUGCUAAUAACUUUUUAUUAUUAUUACUGUGAUGGGAUUCCAGCAUGGUUAAAAUUUAGUAGGCCAAAAUCUCCAUGUGGCAUAUGUGUAUGUUGUGUCAGUUGGUUAGCUACAUGUAGCUAGGAUACUGUCAUCAGUGUACUGAGCAUGUGCAGGAACUGAAAUUGCACUUAUUUCCUUUGUCUUGGAUGAGCCAUGUGGUUUGACUAGAUGUACAAGUCUAUAGUCUGCUCAUUGAUUGGUUAAAGGUAUAUGUGGGUGUAGCUAUUAAUGGGAGGAGUUAUGUGCCUAUAUAGGGAGCCUGCACUAUUGUUCAGGGCUCAGAACUUGCUGUAUUUUUGGUGACAUUAGUCCCUCUGAGUCCCGAUCGGUGAUCCAAUAAAGAAUCUCUUCCUUCCUGAAGAAACCUGUGUCCAUCCCUCUGUGCUUUGCUUCCGUCAGUUUCUCCGGUAUCAUUUGGUGCAUUGGCUGGGAAGCUCAUCGUUCAACGGUAGCUGAGAGGCAGAGGCGUGAGACGGUCUAUCUUUGCCCACGUUCUCUACGGCUGCACCCCUGAACUUCUGCGUGGACCUCCCUUCGUCUCGGCGCCACUGGUCUGUUGUCCAGGAGAUCAUCGGCCUCUACGUAAGAAGUGCUGGGGUGUCCCCGUCGAUGAGUGUGAACUCAGGUUCAGGAAUGAGGAGGUAAGACAACUGCUGUUUUAGACGGCAGACCCACUAGGGGUAUACCGAUUGUGCGGUAGGCCCAAAAGGGGUUUAAAUCUGUGUAUGGAAUCUGCCCCCUCUGUCGGAGGGAAGGAGCGAAGGCGCACCGCUCGAUCGAACGCUCUUUAGUAAGACCGUUUGAUCUGGUUAGUCAGGCGGGGUCCUGUGUAAAUAGCCCUAGCCGGACACCGGUGUCUUGUCUAGACUAGCGUUCUAGGGUGUAUAUUACGUUCGCUAGGUCGGAGGGACCGGGAGACUAAGCGGCGCCUGUGUAAAUUCGGUUCGCUAGCUCUCAACCUAUCUUGGCUAAGUGGGAAGGCGUGUAAAUUUGGAACCCACUAGACUUUUGAUAGAGUAAAUAGACUAGAAGGGCAAUUUCCGCCCUCUAGUUCGCUAUAUGUGGUGCUUGGGCAGUGUGGCUAACCAAAACGGGUGUAUAUAGUUUUAGGUAGUCUAUUCAAGGUACUGGCCAAUAGUUUAGUUGGGAUUAUUGUAAAUGUUGUUAAAUAUAUUGUAGUUGGUGAAUUGGUUAACUUGUAUGUCCUACUAGAAAGUUAGAGCUCUGCUGUCUAGUGGGAGUGUAAAUUGUGUGUAUAACUGUAAAAUAGCGCACGGUACCAUAACUACUGACAUGUACCAUAACCACUGACAUUGUGUAAAAUUACUAACAAUUGCUGUUUUAUGUUAUAUGUAUAAUACCAUAACUGUUACUAACUGAUCUGUGACUUUAAAACUGUAUUAUAACCACUUACUAACUGUACCAUAACCACUGACUGUAAAGAUGAGGUUACUAGAAUGUGAUAUAGUUGGUUAGUCAAAAGUUGAUUUAUAGUACAGAUAAUUGUAGAGAUGAAUUUGUUGAAAUGUUAUGUGAUCGGUUAGUUUAUAUGGAUUAAUAGCGUGGAUAGUUGUAUGGUUUGAAUAAUAGUUACAUUGAUAAGUGUAUAGUCUUUGGUGGUUUUUUUUUUGAUUUAAUUUCGUGUGUGCGACGUCGUGAUAUUGUUGAGCAUGUGAGGAUCCUGUGUGUGUGUUUGGGCCUAGUGACUGCGCAAUGUGUUGCUGGUGAUAAGGAGAUUGGUGUGACUGUUGAAACUGUGUGUAUAUUUGUACAGCUUUUUGAAUCAGACGUUCUGUUGCAAUGAUCUUCUGAUUCACUAGGCUGUUAGUCUUUUGUCUUGUAUGUUUAAAAAAAAAAAAAAAAAGUAGGGAGUAGCUUGUCCUGGUGGCCGCAUGGCCUCCAUGUAGCAGUCUUCACUUAAAUUUAGUGCAGGGUGUACAUGUGGCUGUAACUAGUAGGCUGGAAUUCUAUGAUCAGUUUCUAUAUAUUGACUGUUGGAAACUGAUUGUUGCCUUGGUGAAUUAAACUGUGUCAUAUGGGAAACAAUGUAGCCACAUGGUGGUCAGAACUAAGGACUUAAUUACAACUGCUUUGGACAUCCCCUCCCCCCCCCUGGCAUCUGAUUACCAACCCCCCAAACAUCCUCCAGAGCCAGAUUAGCCACGCCCAUUUCUGGCUGGUAUAGUCAGUAUUUGCACUCCCCCUGCUCUACUAUCCCCGCCUACCCACAUACCUAUCUGUUCCUGUGUUUCAAACUCUUGUAUUUCUGUACUACCCCUCCCCCUAAUCAAUGAUCAAUGGUAUCAGAUGGUAUAUUGGUUUUUUUAAGUUACUGGAUGGGCCCCUCCCAGCUUUGUCCAAAAUGUCCCCUUUUACUAAACUACAAACUGAAAUGUUUAAUUUACCUUAGAACUAAAGAUUUAAUCAAACCUAGCUAGCAGGGUGGACAUUGAUUAAAAUAAGUAAUAAUAAAAUAGGACAUAAUUAAUUAAAGUCUAUUUGUUUCAUUUGACUUUAGGGAGGCACUCUAAGCCACCUACUGGCCAUCUUCGGGAGUUACAUUGAUAAUACAUUGUUUAUAACAGAUAGAUGUAGGAUUGCUUACCCUAUUUUAAUAUAUUUAUUGCUAUAAGGUUUUAUUUUAUGUAUAAAUAUAUUAAAAGUUGAGUUUUCUUAUUAGACCCAUAAAGAUUAUUUUGAUACAAUUACCCUCUGGUGACACCUACUGGUAGGUUUUUGGUUUAACACUUUAAAAAAAAACAAAAAAAAAAACGUUUUUUCAUCCACCAAAUGCUGACUAAUAAAAUUAUCUUACUACUCCUAGACUGGAACCUAUUAUUGGGCAGCCUUGCCGAAGUCCCAUAUUAGACACUGCUUGAGUCAAAUAGAUUGUACACUCCCUUUAAUCCAGAGGCCCCUGAAAACUUCCGAAUGAUAGACUCAGCAUUUGUCAGCCAGGCCCAAGGUGAUAGUAAAAGGAAAUUAAAGAAAAUUAGAGGGAUUUGUAGGGAUGUCCAUAAUACAGCUAAUGGAGAUUGCAAAUACAGUAUAUAUGAAUAGGGAGAUGGAGGAAGAACGUAAAAUGAGGAAAAAGGCAGAUAUGCUAGCGGUAGCUAUCUUAAGUGUAGAAAGACAGGGAAGUGAAUAGAGGAGACGAGAAUAGGCUGAGCAAGGGACUUUAAGUAGGAAUUAAUGUGCGUAUUGUAGAAAGGAGGGACAUUGGAAGAGUGAGUGUCCACAGAGAGAGCAGUAUGAAGGUGAUAGACAAGGAGAGAGAAGGGUACGAGGAGGUUAUAGUGGUAGUUAUAGAGUAAGAGGAAGUUUUAGAGGGAAUGGUGGGAAUAGUAGAGGAAGUGUUCAAGGAGACAGAUACUAUCCACCCACGCAGAGACCUAGAGAAAGAGAGGAUAGAGAUUUUGUGGGUCUGGCUGACACUAUCAUGGAAGACUAUUGAUACCGACUGGGCUCCAUCCCACUUGGUCGAGCGUAGCCUAUGGUCGAUGUAGCAAUAGGGGGAAAGAGAAGUUCUUUCAUGAUCGACACAGGUGCUGAACAUUCUGUGGUGAAGCAUUAGUUCCUAUAUAUGCCAGAGUGUCCGAUUCAACUUUUAGGACGAGAUCUAUUAUCGAAGCUUUAAACUCAGAUAACCUUUUACCUAAUGGAUUAACAUCUCUGAAGUUUAAGGGAUUACCAGGCAUAAUGGUGAUAUCGGUGCCAAGGGAAGAAGAAUGACGCUUCUAUUCCAUAGUGACAAGUGUUAACCCUAAGAGUGAUGAAUCCUUACUUGACAUUCCAGGAGUAUGGGAAGAAAAUAAUCCUCCAGGACUUGCUCGUAAUAUCCCACCAAUACAUAUUGAGUUAAAGCUCGGGGUGUAUUCUGUUAGCCUUUGUAUGUUGUUCUUUUAUCUACCCCAACAGCUGUAAAGGUGGCGGAAGUGACUCCUUGGAUUCAUCAUUCUAAGGUUAAACCAGCAGCAGACUCUUGGCAAACUACUCCAGAUCCUGAGAAUCCUUGCAGGACCCGGUUGAAGCGUGCAACUCAGUCGGAGUGACGAGGGGAUAUCGAGACAUUCUAAUUAAAAGUCUACAAAGAUCAUCAAGUAGGUGUUUUGACGGCCAUAAUAAAGCCUGACCACCUGCCUACGUGUCAUAGCCAGAGUAUCUUGAAGGGAUCUCUGUGAAGGAAAGUGAGGAUCAGAAGAACAACAUCCUUGCAGCCCUCACAAUCGGGAAGCUGAGAGGCCAUCGCACGGUCGAAGAAAAAUGAGGAUUUCAGGAAUAAUGUGUUUUAUUGUGUCUUAGUAUUUUUAUGAUUUUUCAGGAAGGUAGGAGUACAGACAUACCGAAUUGCGAUAGUUGCAUUAAGACUACUAAAACAGGUAACCAAAUAUCCCAAACUUUCAUCUGGCACUCACAGUAUGAAUGUAAGGGAUCUGUAUCUAAAUGUAGAUAUUUGGAUAUUGAUUAUAGUGUGUGCAAGCCAAUAUCAGGAGAGUCUAAAUGUUUUGAUCCCCAUUUCCAACCCCGUACAAUUUGGUUGGUAAUUCGGAAUAGUAACUCCCAGGGGACAUUAAUAAAUAGGACUGUGAUAAGCACCAUACAUUCCGCGGGUAUUCUACUAUUUGAUGCAUGUAAGGCGAUUUCGGGUAGUGGAAGACUUUGGAAUGUAUGUGGUAAUCUUAAAUGGGAACGAACUUAUGGGUUUAAUGAUAAAUACUUAUGUCCCAGUAAAAGAUCUACUGAUCCUGAUUGCCCAAAUAGAGACUAACUUCUGCCCCUAUUGGUCAUGUGUAGGUUGGGCAACCUGGGAAAAACAGUGGAUCAAGAUAUGAUUAUCCAAAGGUUGCCUACCACACCAUACUGUAAAACUAUGUGUGUAACCCCGUUCACAUGACCAUUUCCAAUCUGCAGUACUUUAUUGACAGGUUUGGAGGUCUGUUUGGGUUCCAAAUAUAUGGCACAGGAGUAAAUUCAGGAACAAUAAUAUAUGUAGGUCUUGAAACUGAGACAGUGGCAACUCAAACUCAUCAGGUUUCUCAUUCCUUCUAUGAGGAGAUGAGUAUUGAGGAUAAAAUUCCCCAUAAUGUUAACAACCUAUUUAUUGAUUUGGCUGAGGGUAUUGCAGGUAGUCUUAAUGUAACUAAUUGCUAUGUGUGUGGAGGUACUAAUAUGGGAGACCAGUGGCCAUGGGAGGCAAAGGAAAUAUGGUACCCUGGCUCUGAGACAUAUGAACAACAGAUACCUUUCCAGUCUGAUCAUCAAGUAAGUACUAGAAGUAAAUUGGAAUGGUGGUUAAAAACCUCCAUUAUAGGUCAUGUUUGUAUAGCCAGGAAAGGGACAAUGUAUAACACGUCUGUAGGUGAGCUAACGUGCUUGGGACAAAAAGCCUAUAAUGUUAAUACUAAAAAUACUACUUGGUGGUCAGCUUCAAAUGUCUCAGAACCAUCUAACCCGUUUGCAAGAUAUGCCAAUUUAAAGGACGUAUGGUUUGAUCUAUCCAUCACAUCUAACUGGAGAGCCCCAGCGAAUUUGUACUGGAUCUGUGGUAAGAAGGCCUAUUCAGAGUUACCACAAGAUUGGGAAGGGGCAUGUGUAUUAGGUAUGCCAAAGCCAUCUUUCUUCUUGUUGCCUAUUGAAACAGGUGAGACUUUAGGUGUUAAAGUGUAUGAUGUGAAUCAUAGGAAGAAAAGGGGACCCAUAGAGAUAGGUGCCUGGGAAGAUAAUGAAUGGCCUCCCCAGCGUAUUAUAGAUUAUUAUGGGCCAGCCACGUGGGCAGAGGAUGGUACCUUUGGUUAUAGAACCCCUAUUUAUAUGCUCAACCGCAUUAUAAGGUUACAGGCGGUGGUUGAGAUCAUUACUAACGAGACAUCACAAGCGCUCAAUCUUCUAGCGAAGCAUAAUACCAGGAUGAGGACAGCAGUUUACCAAAAUAGAUUAGCCUUGGAUUAUCUUUUGGCAGUAGAGGGAGGUGUAUGUGGGAAGUUUAACCUGAGCAAUUGCUGUCUUCAAAUAGAUGACGAAGGGCAAGCAAUAGCUGAGCUUACUAGCCAUAUGGUUAAACUAGCGCAUGUGCCUACUCAGGUAUGGAAAGGGUACAAUCCAAGUAGUUGGUUUGGUAGCUGGUAUGAGUGGUUUGGAGGGCUUAAGGCAGUGGUAGGUGGAGUCCUACUGAUUUUAAUGUUGUGUCUACUCCUGCCGUGUCUUAUACCCUUAGUAGUUAGGUCUGUGCAAAGCCUGAUAGAAAAUAUAGCAGAGAGGAAGGCUGCUGCACAGAUAAUGGCAAUUUAUAAAUAUAAGGCUCUAGAUCAGGGAGAACCAAUGCAGGAAGACGAGUGUUGAAGAUUCACAUCAUAGGAUAAGUCUGGUCUGGUUCAAAGGUAACUUGUGGUGUAUGCAAACCAAGGUUAAGUGAUGCCUCAAGUAAUUGUAAAAUAUCAAGAGGCAUCAAAGGGGGGAAUGUGAUGGGAUUCCAGCAUGGUUAAAAUUUAGUAGGCCAAAAUCUCCAUGUGGCAUAUGUGUAUGUUGUGUCAGUUGGUUAGCUACAUGUAGCUAGGAUACUGUCAUCAGUGUACUGAGCAUGUGCAGGAAUGCAGGAACUGAAAUUGCACUUAUUUCCUUUGUCUUGGAUGAGCCAUGUGGUUUGACUAGAUGUACAAGUCUAUAUUCUGCUCAUUGAUUGGUUAAAGGUAUAUGUGGGUGUAGCUAUUAAUGGGAGGAGUUAUGUGCCUAUAUAGGGAGCCUGCACUAUUGUUCAGGGCUCAGAACUUGCUGUAUUUUUGGUGACAUUAGUCCCUCUGAGUCCCGAUCGGUGAUCCAAUAAAGAAUCUCUUCCUUCCUGAAGAAACCUGUGUCCAUCCCUCUGUGCUUUGCUUCCGUCAGUUUCUCCGGUAUCAUUACUAAUCUCUAAAUGAUUGAUUUCUACCCACAUUUAUUGUGGUUUAAAGUCACAUUACAGUGAGAGUAUUAUUGCUGUGGAGCUCUGUUAUCCACUCAGUCACACCAAGAAUAUGGAGCUCCUAGAAAAUUGGGAUUUGGGUACAAAAUAGGGACUGUGCCUCCUAAAUAGGGACACUUGGGAGGUGUGCAGUCUUUAGGUUUGCUGAGCACCAUAGGACAUGUGCACCUUGGAUGCUAGGGUUACUCUGAGCACUUACCUCUACUAAGGUGAAUAGAGUGACUAAGAUGCAGCUGCCAUUAAAUCAAUUUAGAUGUCCGCAUUACAUAUACAAUUAUAGUGCAGUACUGCUGGGUAAUAUGUAAAAAUGUGGCAAAGCGGAAUAGCAGAACUCUAUAUUUUGUCAGCCUUCCUGAUGGGUGAACACAUGGUUGCCUGAGCAUGCUGAGGUAGUCAUUGCUCCCAGCCCUGAGCAUUAAAGGGGCCUGGCCGCGCUUCUAAAUGGCCACAGCACCCGACCAGGACUUUUGUCACAUUUGCUUGCAUAUGGGGUUUACCUUAAGUGGAGGGGGAACUCCAGUGCAGCUCUGGCACCAUAACCAUUACUCUGUGCUAUAGUGGUUAUGGUUAUUGGGGUGUUUUUUUGUUUUUUUUUUAAGAAGUCUUAACAACAAAUUAAGAAUUCUUAAUUUGCUUAUUUAUUGGAUUUCCAUUUUUUUUACUAUUAAUACAGAUUGUGUGUAUGUUGUAUUUUGAUAAUAGUGGCUGGUUUUCUAUCUAUCCAUUGACCUUUGGUUAGAAGUGUGCUAUAUUUAGAUAGUAGAUAAGUAUGGUCAUGAUUUCUGUCUCCAGGAGUUGGACCUUUCCCGGGCAUUAUUGAAAUUCAAGGGACAGGCGGAGGUCUUCUCGAAUACAAGGCUAGCCUCCUGGCUAACAAAGGUUUUGCGACCCUUGCUCUGGCGUAUUAUAACUAUGAAGAUCUUCCAAAAGAAAUGAAAGUGUUUAAUUUGGAGUACUUUGAAGAAGCUGUAAACUACAUGCUGCAACACCCCAAGGUUGGAUUUAAAAUAGAAAUUGGUUUUAAAGGGACAUUUUAGGCACCAUAAACACUACAGCACAUUGAUGUUGAUGGGAAUAAGUUUGGCCAGUGUACAAAUGCCAAAAUAAAUGUUAAAGGGACACUACAGUUACCAAAACAACUUUAGCUUAAUGAAGCAGUGAACUAGACCGUAAAAAGUGUGAUAAUUAAUGUUAUUUCAAAACUGUUAACUGCUGCUGUGCAAUUCACUGUAACUUAUAUGUGAGUAGUCAAUUAUUUAAAUCUUAUUCAAAUAGCAGAACUCAGUACUUAAAGGGUGCAAGAGCCGCGCGCGCAUUCAAACAGUCCAUAGGAAAGCAUUACUCAAUGCUUUCCUAUGGACGUCGGCGUCUUCUCACUGUGAUUUUCACAGUGAGAAUCGCGGAAGCUCCUCUAGUGGCUGUCCAUGAGACAGCCACUAGAGGCUGGAUUAACACUCAGUGUAAACAUAGCAGUUUCUCUGAAAUGACUAUGUUUACAGCUGCAGGGUUAACACUAGAUGAACCUGGCUCCCAGAUCACUUCAUUGAGCUAAAGUGGUCUGGGUGCCUAUAGUGGUCCUUUAAAUAAUUAAAUUAAUUAAUUUGCGUUUUAAACUUUUCUUCAGAGUAAGCUAUUUGUUUUCUUUACCUUAGAUAUGUUGUUCAUUGGUGAUUUCUGUCUCCUGUCUUUUAGGUAAAAGGCCCAGGGAUCGGUCUUAUGGGCCACUCCAAAGGUGGAGACUUGGUUGCUUCAAUGGCUUCCUUUCUGAAGGGUAUAACCGCAGCCGUUCUCGUUAAUGGCUCCAUUGCCAAUGUCGGUGCAGCCCUUAAAUACAAGGAUGUUUUAUUACCUCCCAUUGGCGUCGAUGUCAAGAAAAUGAUAUAUCCUGAGAAAGGGGUGGCUGAUAUCACCAAUAUAUUGGUCAACCCGCUAGAAGAAGGUAACCGUAAAAGCCUUAUUCCUAUUUGGAAAGCCGACUGUAAGUUUCUGUUUGUUGUCGGGCAAGAUGAUCGAAAUUGGAGAAGUGAAUUCCAUGCCCAAACAGCAUGCAGCCUGCUUGUAGAAGCCAGGAAGGAGAAACCAGAAAUUGUACUGUACCCCGAAACUGGUCAUUACAUCGAAGCACCUAAUUUCCCUCUCUGCAAAAUCUCCAUGCACAAACUUGUUGGUCUGCCAGUGGUAUGGGGUGGGCAAACCAGACCGCAUGCUAUGGCUCAGGUGGAUUCUUGGAAGAAGAUCCAGAUCUUCUUCAACAAACAUCUCAACCAGAAAAAUGCUGGUUAAUCCCUUCCUACACCCAAUAUAUUUGAGAUAUCUUUACAUUUUGUUUCUUUUCUUUUUUAAAGAUAAAUUGUACCUUAAUGGACUGUUAAUAUAUGAGAGUAUUAAUUUAAAACCAUCGUUUGUAAGAAUUUACAGGCUUAUUUACUAAACUCAAUUUUUCUCACAUUCCAUCUGGCAAAAAUAGGCAGAUUGUGACUACGAUUGAGUUGAAUAAUUGUCCUCAAUCUGCUAUUUUUGCCUCAGUAUUACCGUUCUGAUUUCAGUCACUUGAAUUUUAGUUUAUGGAAUAACCUGUUAGUCUUUUUAUUUAGAUCUGCAAAAGGAAAAUGUAUUUGCCAGCUCAGUAUUUCAAAGUACCGUUGCAGGACAUUUAUAGCAAUACCACUGUACUGCCACUAGGAGAGAAUGUCAGAUCUGGUCUUUAACAUAUACAACAGUUAUACAUUAAUUAUCUGUCAGUUUAAUCAUUGACUUGAAAUAAGUUAUCCAUAAAAAUAAAAUAACCUGCUUGUAGGAAAACAAUGCACGAUUAAAGGGACAGACUUUUCACAAUUUCUUGCAUAACAUUGCUUUGUUUUUUUUUUGUAAUUUUUGUCUCCCACUUAAAUCAAAACUUAUGGCUGUCAAUCAGAAAUCCAGAGAUUUGUCUCAUCAAAUGUUGGCUCCACAGAAGCCUCUUGUUGGAGUAUACCAGUAUAUUAGAACUCUGGGCUGGGGAUACAGGGGGGAGGGCUUGCAGAGGCUGCAGACUACAGGUCCGCAGCUUUUGUAAGCUGUUCUUUCAUAUACCACCGGUGCUCCCUGGCUUUUCAUUGGGUAUAACCUGCAAAGCGCUCGCUACACAUUAGGUUACCCCAAUCGCUGUCGUCAGAGGAGGCGAAGAGGAAUCCAGUGCUAAGGGACCUUGACGCCGGAGUAAUUUGUUGAAGGGGGUUAUUUAACCCUUUAUAUUCUGGGAGGGGCAAUGGGAUACUGUAGUGUUCCUUUAAAUGUUAAAUUCUGUCAUUGAUCAGUUUUUCUUCAGACUUGAUGAAAACUCUGAAAAGCUCAUUUUAAAAAAAAAAUAUUUUGCUACUUCAAAUAAAAAUGUAUCAUUGCAUACUGCAAUAUUUUGGCAUUCUUUUACAUAUGCACACCUUCAAAACCCUGGUGUAUAUGGGUGCCCCAGUGUGUUUUUGGCAUGUCUAACAUAAUUUUGUAAAGUUCCCUGUGUCCGUGUACACAAUGAGGAUUGAACAAACUUGUAUUGUAUGUCUGGCUGAACUAGGUCAGCCUGUUUUGAUACAAUUAAUAAAAAAGAAAAAGAAAAAAAAAAAAGUUGAACAAAGGCCAACGGUUUGCUGUUACCAGCAUUUUGGCUUUGAUGAUAGAUUGUCAUACGACAAGUGAUCUCAGAUGUGUUCAUUAAAUGCAGAGAAUUUCCAUGAUCUUUCCAUUUAGUAAAUUUAUCAAACUAGUUUGAUUUGUGUCUGUCUUCCAAAAGAUGGAUUUAAAUUUUUUGCCGUUUAUUAUGAUUAAAUGUAGAUUUUGUAUAAAAAAAAAGUAUAUGCUUGAAAUUGGAAAUUUGGGCCCCCGAUAUUAAUAUCCCUGUGAUUAAACACCAAAUCAAAUGCACUUACUAUGUUCCAGCUGAAGUGGUAGAGGUUAACACAGUAAAGGAGUUUAAGCAUGCGUGGGAUAGGCAUAAGGCUAUCCUAACUAUAAGAUAAGGCUAGGAACUAAUGAAAGUAUUUCGAAAAUUGGGCAGACUAGAUGGGCUGUAUGGUUCUUGUCUGCUGUCACAUUCUAUGUUUCUAUGUUGUUUUUCAAUUAAAUAUAUUGUAAAUGUAAUGAAUUUAUUAAUAA
Molecule: messenger RNA, 11830 nt
Organism: Pelobates cultripes (western spadefoot toad)
Lineage: Eukaryota; Metazoa; Chordata; Amphibia; Anura; Pelobatidae
Source: the annotation of a GenBank genome assembly